This is a messenger RNA of Lytechinus pictus (painted urchin), 1234 nucleotides long. Its product is annotated as tetraspanin-14-like. Gene Ontology annotation, cellular component: plasma membrane. The transcript is spliced from 6 exons. NCBI's taxonomy places the organism in Eukaryota, Metazoa, Echinodermata, Echinoidea, Temnopleuroida, Toxopneustidae. The record is from RefSeq and is a predicted model, not a curated record. The coding region runs from base 1 to 534 and encodes 177 amino acids.
AUGUUGCUUCUAGAAAUUGGAGGAGGAGUUGCUAUCUAUUUCUACAGAAAUCAAAUUGAGACAUUUGUAACAGAAAAGAUAGAUGAUGUAGCCAUUGUAAACUACAGAGACAACCCUGAUUUUCAAGAUAUUAUUGAUGGGUUCCAGAAAGGGUUGAAAUGUUGCGGUGUUAACGGCUUUGAUGACUGGGACCUGAACAUCUACUUCAACUGCACGACAGUGGUCGGCCGGUACAACCCAGAGGCUUGUGGAGUACCUUUCUCUUGCUGUGUGCCAGAUCCUGCUGAUACUACUGAUGUUGUUAAUACGCAGUGUGGCUAUAAUGUAAGAUCACCGGAUCAGCGUAACAGCGUAUCAGAGAAGAUCUAUGAACAGGGUUGUAUCUCUGCCCUGAAGGCGUGGCUUUCCACCAAUCUUGUCGUGGUAGCAGUCGGUGCUGGUGCCAUACUACUUGUACAGAUUUUUGGAUUCUGCUUUGCAACUUCCCUCACAAGCGACAUCAGACGUCAGAUGUCAAGAUGGCGACGACAUUAACGUAUGAAACCUCGCUUUGUCUGGGAUGUCAAAUACUGGGCCGACCGUAUGAAGCAAACGGCCUUCUGAUUGGGCUGACCAAAGUUCCCUCUUGUAGAAACUAUUUGGCUGACAACCUUUUAUACUCAGCAUGUUUGAAGCUAAACUCUAGGGAAUGUUUCACCAGAUUUUAGCCUCAUGCUCACACUUUGACUUCAACAUUGAUACAUUUUAUGAGAAAUGAAAAUAUUGUUAUUGAUCCUUUUGAACAAGAAUCUACCUUUUAUAUUUGUUUCCCUUUCUUAAUCACUUUUCUAGAUAUAUUACCCAUACUGUAGUACAAAUUUUGAGUGAUACUCCGUGUAAUAGUGAAUUUUCUGAAACCAUGAUGUUGCUUUCAGGGUUCUGUGACAUGACAAAACACAGGUAUCCAUUUAUUUUUAAUUCAAAUUUAUUUGGACGUAUCUACUCUCAGCCAAUCAGAGGCUAGGAUUUUAGUAGCUUAUAACAAAUAGUGAAAAUCACAGACUGUUUGCUUGUUACAUACUUCCCUGAUGUGAAUCACAGGUUCAGCAAAGCUGAUAUAAAAAGGGGGCAAUUCCAUUAAAUAGGUACAUCCGACCCCAUGUAUGUGAGUCCUUCAUGAAAUUUUCUGUCUCUAAUUUCUGUUUUUUUUUUAUAAUCUGUAAUAUUUUCAAAGGACCAUGGCUUGGUCAGUUUA